Megalops cyprinoides (Indo-Pacific tarpon) is the source of this 2069-nucleotide messenger RNA. RefSeq names its product SNW domain-containing protein 1. NCBI's taxonomy places the organism in Eukaryota, Metazoa, Chordata, Actinopteri, Elopiformes, Megalopidae. Gene Ontology annotation, cellular component: spliceosomal complex. Gene Ontology annotation, biological process: mRNA splicing, via spliceosome. Bases 12 to 1622 code for a protein of 536 amino acids. The transcript is spliced from 14 exons. The record is from RefSeq and is a predicted model, not a curated record.
GGAAAAUAAAGAUGUCGCUAGCAAGCUUUCUACCAGCGCCUACGCAGCUGUCCCAGGAUCAGCUGGAGGCAGAGGAGAAGGCCCGAGCUCAGAGGUCCCGAUCGACAGCACUGGUGUCUUCACGCAGAGAGCCGCCCCCAUAUGGCUUCAGAAAGUCUUGGGUGCCGCGGACCCUGGAGGACUUUGGGGAUGGAGGUGCUUUCCCAGAGAUCCAUGUGGCCCAAUUCCCCCUGGACAUGGGCAGGAAGAAGAAGACCUCCAAUGCUCUGGCAGUUCAAGUGGAUUCAGAGGGGAAGAUCAAAUAUGAUGCUAUUGCUCGGCAAGGCCAGGGGAAGGACAAGAUCAUUUACAGCAAGUACACAGAUCUGCUUCCAAAAGAAGUCUUGAAUGAAGAUGACCCAGAACUUCAGAAGCCAGAUGAAGACGCAGUCAAAGAGCUGACAGAGAAGACUCGAGCAGCGCUUGACAAGCAGGUCUCCCAGAAGAUAGCUGCCGCCAUGCCUGUGCGCGCUGCAGAUAAGCAGGCUCCAGCGCAGUACAUCAGGUACACACCAUCACAGCAGGGAGUUGCAUUUAACUCGGGCGCCAAGCAGAGGGUUAUUCGGAUGGUGGAGAUGCAGAAGGACCCCAUGGAACCACCACGUUUCAAGAUCAACAAGAAGAUUCCUCGUGGACCUCCCUCCCCCCCUGCGCCUGUAAUGCAUUCCCCGAGCAGAAAGAUGACUGUGAAGGAACAACAGGAAUGGAAGAUUCCACCAUGUAUUUCAAAUUGGAAAAACGCUAAGGGGUACACGAUCCCUCUAGAUAAGCGUUUAGCUGCUGAUGGGCGGGGGUUACAAACAGUUCACAUCAACGAAAACUUUGCCAAGCUGGCCGAAGCCCUCUACAUUGCAGACAGAAAGGCUCGAGAAGCAGUGGAGAUGCGUGCACAGGUGGAGAAGAAGAUGGCGCAGAAAGAAAAGGAGAAAAAAGAAGAGAAGCUCAGAGAGCUGGCUCAGAUGGCCCGAGAUCGCAGAGCUGGCAUCAAAGGCCAUGGGGAUAAAGGUGCGGAGGACGGAGAGGCGAGAGAGCGUGACGAGAUUCGUCAUGACAGAAGGAGAGAGAGACAACAUGACCGGAACAUAUCCAGAGCUGCCCCCGAUAAGAGGUCAAAGCUGCAGAGAGAUCAGGACAGAGACAUCAGCGAGCUCAUCGCACUGGGUCAGCCCAAUCCACGGCCCUCCAGCGAAGCGCAGUACGACCAGCGCCUUUUCAACCAGAGCAAGGGCAUGGACAGCGGUUUUGCCGGUGGAGAGGAUGAGAUCUACAACGUGUAUGACCAGCCCUUCAGGAGCGGCAGAGACAUGGCCCAGAACAUCUACAGGCCCAGCAAGAAUGCAGACAAAGACAUGUAUGGGGAUGAUCUGGACACACUCAUGCAAAGCAACAGGUUCGUACCCGACCGAGAAUUCUCUGGAGCGGACCACAGCUCCCGUAGAGAUGGUCCAGUUCAGUUUGAGGAAGAUCCCUUCGGUCUGGAUAAGUUCUUGGAGGAGGCUAAGCAGCAUGGUGGAUCCAAAAGGCCAUCCACCAGCGGGCGCUCAAAGGAUUACGACCACGACAAAAAACGCAGAAAGGAGUAGAGUGUUUGUGAUUUUCACACCUUUUCUACCAAGGGGGUGGGGUCUAAAACAGUGUAGGUGAUCGUUGUCUUUUAACACGUACUCAGAUUUUAUACACAGGAAACACCGUGAACUUGAAUUCUUUUUUUUAUUGGCUAAUUUUGCUUUGUAAUGAAUUGGUGUUUACAUGCUGUCAGUGUACUGGAUGUAAAUGCAGUUAUAAGUAUACCCCUGUGUUGCAUUGUCAGCAAAAUAAAACACCUGUCAAAUAUGUCAUUCCUGUAGUUAAGCUCCCUUUAAGUCAAGCACCAUGAAAAUGACCAGAGUUUUGUUCCUGCUUUUUCUUUCUUGAGUAGAAAGGCAAUAAACCUGUAUACCAAGGUAGAUUAUAUUUACAAAUAUUUUAUGUACAGUAUCACAAUAAAUAUGUUGCAUAUGUGGAAAAACAUUAAAAUGAGGGCUUUAUUC